Messenger RNA from Crotalus tigris (Tiger rattlesnake), 3076 nucleotides. It is a transcript of the gene ERO1B, whose product is annotated as endoplasmic reticulum oxidoreductase 1 beta. The record is from RefSeq and is a predicted model, not a curated record. Gene Ontology annotation, cellular component: endoplasmic reticulum membrane; endoplasmic reticulum. Gene Ontology annotation, biological process: protein folding in endoplasmic reticulum. The transcript is spliced from 16 exons. Gene Ontology annotation, molecular function: thiol oxidase activity; protein-disulfide reductase activity; FAD binding. Bases 254 to 1705 code for a protein of 483 amino acids. Lineage: Eukaryota; Metazoa; Chordata; Lepidosauria; Squamata; Viperidae.
GUAAAGGAAAGCGCUUGCUGGUGAAGCGCGCGCCUGCUCUCCUUUCGCAGUGUGUAUGUGUGUGUGUUUGUGUGUAGGCUGGCGCCGGGAAAGGAGUGAGGGCGGCGGCGGCGGCGGCGGCUGGAGGAGGUGAGCGCAUCCACCCGCUCGCCUGACAGGUCCCAUUCCCGGCAGAGUGGGGGUUCGGGACAGGGAAGGCAUCCCCCAGCGAACAUCCCAUACUCCUGGCUGCCCAAAGGCGGCGGCGUGGGGCAUGGGCCCCCCAGGGGCCCCGCCGAACGGCUUCUGCAGCAUGAGCAGCAGAGGAAUCGUCCGGAGAAUUGCAGCGGAGAGGGAUCGGGCGGCGCGGCUCUUGCUGGCAGCGGUGACUCUUGGCUGCCUUUGGUGUGCAAUAGAGGCCCAGGUAACAGGAUUACUUGAUGACUGCUUAUGUGACAUAGAAAGCAUAGAUGACUUCAACAAUUUUAAGAUCUUUCCCAAAAUACAGAAACUUCAAGAACGAGACUACUUCAGGUAUUACAAGGUUAAUCUGAAAAGACCAUGUCCAUUCUGGGCUGAUGAUGGCCAUUGCUCUAUCAGAGAUUGCCAUGUAGAACCUUGUCCUGAGAGUAAAGUUCCAGUUGGAAUUAAAGCUGAAAGUGCUAACAAAUAUUCAAAGAUAGCAAAUCAUACCAAAGAACGUGAAGACUGUGAACAGGCUAACAAACUGGGUGCAAUUAAUAGUACCUUAAGUAACCAAAGUAAAGAAGCUUUCAUUGACUGGGCCAGAUAUGAUGAUUCCCAGGACCAUUUUUGUGAAUUGGAUGAUGAGAGAUCACCUGAUGCUCAAUAUGUGGAUUUGCUGUUGAAUCCAGAACGAUACACUGGAUACAAAGGAACCUCCGCAUGGAGAGUAUGGAACAGUAUCUAUGAAGAAAAUUGCUUUAAGCCACGAUCUGUGUAUCGUCCAUUAAAUCCACUGGCACCAACCAAGGGAGAGGAUGAUGGAGAAUCUUUUUAUACAUGGCUAGAAGGGCUUUGUCUUGAAAAACGUGUAUUCUAUAAACUUAUUUCAGGACUUCAUGCAAGUAUCAACUUACAUCUUUGUGCAAACUAUUUACUUGAAGAAACAUGGGGAAGACCUCGUUGGGGAUCUAAUGUCAAAGAAUUCACCCAGCGUUUUGACCCUAGUGAAACAAAAAGUGAAGGACCAAGACGACUAAAAAAUUUAUAUUUCCUAUAUUUGGUGGAACUGCGUGCAUUGUCAAAGGUUGCAUCAUACUUUGAGCGUUCAGUUGUGGACCUUUAUACUGGAAAUUCACAGGAGGAUACAGAAACUAAGUCUCUCUUGUUAGAAAUCUUCCAAGAUACAAAGUCCUUUCCUAUGCAUUUUGAUGAAAAGUCCAUGUUUUCUGGAAACAAAAAGGAGGCCAUAUCUUUAAAGGAAGAAUUCAGAUUGCAUUUCAAAAACAUAUCUCGCAUAAUGGAUUGUGUUGGAUGUGAUAAAUGUCGGUUAUGGGGAAAAUUGCAGACUCAGGGUUUAGGAACUGCUUUGAAAAUCUUAUUCUCUGAAAAAGAAAUAAAGAAUCUUUCUGAGAACAGUCCAUCAAAAGGUUUUCAAUUGACACGGCAAGAAAUAGUUGCUCUUCUGAAUGCAUUUGGAAGACUUUCUACAAGUAUACGAGAACUACAGAAUUUCAAAGUCUUACUGCAACAGAAAAGUUAACGAAGGCUUGGUACCUACUGGUAGAAGCAGCCACUAAUUUAACCCCAGGCAAAAUGAAGCCAAUCUGCAUACAAAACUGUUCUAGAAAGGCAAGAAUACAUAUAUAUUUCCAACUUGAAUAUUUAAAAUAAAAAAGGUUAAGACAUUGGACAAAAUAUUUAUGGAUAAAAUACCUGGCUUUAAUUAUGUAAAUUACGUUUGUUUUUAACUGUUUCACUGUUCUUACUCUCUACUACUUUUGUUUCAUUAUCAUUCAAAAGAAAUGUUGCCUCUCUUGCUUUACAUCAGUGUUUCCCAAACUUGACAAUUUUAAGGCAUGAGGACUUCAACUCCCAGAAUUCCACAGCCAGCACUGCUGGCUGUGGAAUUCUGGGAGUUGAAGUCCUCAUGCCUUAAAAUUGUCAAGUUUGGGAAACACUGCUUUACAUCAAUAUGCAGGAACUUCAUUCAGGCUGCAUUGCUCCCAUGGAAAAGAUUCUUCCAGCAUUUCCUAAAAAUACCUGGUGGAAAUGCGUUUUUUAUGUUUAUUUGGAGGAAUUGAUAAUAUGUAAGAAAAAUGUUUUCUUGCAUUUAUAUUCCAUUUGUUUGUUACAGUCUCUGUCAUGGCCAGUAAAUAUUUUACUAAAAUAAGCCCCUUGGCAUUCAGGGGAACUAGUUAUUGGGGAAUCUCAAGUUAUUUUUGUGUUAGCCUCCUUGCCCUCUCCUCUUUUCCUUUUCUUCGUUUUUUCUACAGCACAGCUGCUUUCUCUGUGAGGAGAUAAAACUGGAUUAAAUUACUUUAUCAGUUUUUAUUUUAAGUGGAUGAUGAAAGGCUUUUCCCAUUAACUGCUACUAGCUUAAAAAAAUUGGCUCAAGCUUUAUAGUCGUGGACCUUAAAUCUUCCAUUUCAAAAACCUUACAAAGUCCUCUUAUUCUGGUGCUCUUCUAUUCAAAUACAAUAAGAAAUACAAUAAAAUAUUUUCACAGACAAAUGUCCAAAAGUCACUUCCAGAAUUCAACAGAGCACAUCCUAUCUAUGCAAUCUCUAAUUACACCUUUAAAAAUAUAGUCUCUAAUAUAAUAUAAUAAAAGGAUAUUCUAUACAUUUGUUCCUAAAUCUUUAACUACAAAGGGGAAUCUAGUUAUCAGAGAACAGUUGCAGGUAAUAAACAUUUAAAUUCUUAAUCUGCAGUAGGAGGAAGUCUGUAAAUUGUGAAUGAGCACUUUAUUUAAAAACUGUUUGUAAUGUAAUAUUUGUAUUCUGUGAGGGAUGUUUGAAUGAAUGUCAGGUUAAGUACAAUAUACAGAUUUGUACAUAUUUUGCUUUGCUUUGAUAAGUAAAACAGUCUUUACAAAAUGAAUUAAAAGUGCUCUUAACAUCUUCUAAUUUAA